AUGGAGAAAUCAUUUGAGUCUGAGGUGAUCCAGGCCACCGCUGUGAGGAACAAGGAAGCAACCAGGAAGCCAAAACGACAAAGGUGGUGGCAGCUCGGUGGCAAGGAUAUCAGCCAUGUCUCCGUCGAUGCCGAUAUCGAGCUGGACUCGGAGACCUCGUCUCUAGAGCCUACUGACCCCUCGAUUGUCAAGAACGUGAAUAGCGUUUACGAAGCUCCCGAGGCCACGGAAAUCUACAAGCCGAUUGAAGGCUUUGAAGGCACACAUCGUUUCGAUCCCACGGCUGAAUGGACUCAGGCAGAGGAAAAGGCUUUGCUCAGGAGGCUCGACUGGCGAAUUGCCCUUCCAGCAUGCAUCAUGUUCUUUGCCCUUCAACUCGAUCGAGGCAACAUUACCCAAGCACUAUCUGACAAUAUGCUAAAGGAUCUCCACAUGAAUACCAAUGACUAUAACAACGGCAUGACCAUUUUUUACUGUUCCUUCUUGUUUGCCGAGCUUCCGUCGCAGCUCGUCAGCAAGAAGCUUGGCCCAGAUACCUGGAUCCCCAUCCAAAUGGUGGCCUGGAGCGCCGUAGCAGCAUCGCAGGCUGCGUUGUCCGGCAAAACAAGCUUCUACAUCUGCCGUUUCCUUCUCGGUCUCAUUGAGGGGGGUUUUAUUCCCGACACCAUCCUUUACCUGAGUUACUUCUUCACGAACGCGGAACUUCCCAAACGCCUGAGCUGGUUCUGGACCUCUUAUCAAUCUACCCAGAUUGUGGGAGCUUUUCUCGCCUACGGCAUCCUGCAUCUUCGAGGCCACGGCAUGGCCGGAUGGAGAUAUCUGUUCGCGAUCGAGGGCGGCCUCACCGGCGCGAUUGGCAUUUUCACCUGGUUGUAUCUGCCGGCCUCGCCUACUCAGACGGGUCGCGACGCAGCUGCCCAUAGGGGCAGCAGAAAGAUCCCGACAAAAGGGCUUCUCCGACCAAAGAAAGGAUGGUUCACGGAGCGAGAAGAGACCAUCAUGGUCACACGCAUCCUGCGCGACGACCCCGGUAAAGCGACCAUGCACAACCGACAAGGUCUCAGCUUGGACCUCUUCUGGUCGGCUCUUACCGACUAUGAUAUGUGGCCGAUCUACCUCAUUGGUCUCUCAUGGACAAUUCCGAGCACGCCUCCGCAGGCCUAUAUCACAUUGACAUGCAAAGCCCUGGGGUUCGACACGUUCCAAACCAAUCUGCUCACCAUCCCGGCCUACACCCUCUUCAUCAUCCAGCUGUUGUUCUGGACGUGGUUUUCGGAGAAGGUCAACCAGAGACUGCUGCUGGGCGUGAUCUGCCAGAUCUGGUGUCUUCCCUUGCUAGUCGCCCUGGUCACCUUGCCGCCUCACUUCCACGGCUCCAACUGGUCGAAAUGGACACUGUCCACCAUGCUGGUCGGGUAUCCCUACGUGCACGCCAUCCUCGUGGCCCUCACGUCUCGCAAUGCGGGCAGCGUGCGCACGCGCACCGUCGGCUCGUCGCUGUACAACAUGGCCGUACAGGCGUCCAACAUCUUCGCAUCGCAAAUCUACCGCCAGGCUGACGCGCCGUACUACUACACAGGCAACAAGGCCCUGCUGGGCGUCGUGGCGUGGAACGUUAUCGUUUUUAUCGGUGCAAAGAUUUAUUAUGUCCGCAAAAACGCCCAGCGCGACAAGAUCUGGUACUCCAUGACCCGCGAGGAGAGGGUUCAUUAUCUCCAGACGACAGAGGACAAGGGGAACAAGAGGCUGGAUUUCCGAUUCGCGCAUUAG
Molecule: messenger RNA, 1770 nt
Organism: Fonsecaea multimorphosa CBS 102226
Lineage: Eukaryota; Fungi; Ascomycota; Eurotiomycetes; Chaetothyriales; Herpotrichiellaceae
Exons: 3
Coding region: 1-1770 (589 amino acids)
Biological process (GO): transmembrane transport
Cellular component (GO): membrane
Molecular function (GO): sulfate transmembrane transporter activity
Source: RefSeq, a predicted model, not a curated record